This is a messenger RNA of Solea solea (common sole), 2770 nucleotides long. RefSeq lists its product as uncharacterized. The transcript is spliced from 2 exons. Bases 684 to 1625 code for a protein of 313 amino acids. The record is from RefSeq and is a predicted model, not a curated record. NCBI's taxonomy places the organism in Eukaryota, Metazoa, Chordata, Actinopteri, Pleuronectiformes, Soleidae.
UCACUCCUCACUUUCUCCGCACACAGGCUUCACAGUCAGUCAGUAUUAACCCGCCGUUAAGAGGUUUACCUGCCUCGGAGCACACUUCUGUGUCUGUCGUUGGACUUUAAAACAAUCGUGAUUUUGUUUCCCAUGAGGAAUAACUGAUGAGACACGCUUCACGCUGAAGAUGUCCAAUGUUUUGAUGUCACAUUCCUGACGUUUUUUGGAGAAUUCAGAAGACGACAGCAGACAGAUCACACGCUUUAUCCCUUCUUCCGUUUUUGUCUGCAGACAACUGGAGAGACUGUGAGGAGGCCCCAGUGUUUGCUUGGAUAUGGCUUUUCUGUAAGAAAAAGACACAGGUCAGGCCCUUGCUUCCCUCACCCCAGCCCGAGUCACAUGUCAGUGUGAGGCAUAACCCCCUGGGUUGCUAUCACUACACUGACCGACCUAAAUACUUGUAUACUCACUUGGAGAAGCAAUAUAGACUGGAUCACUCAGUUGGACGUGAAAAAGAGCUUCACUCUGUGUUUGCUGCUUGUGAAAUAACUCCCGCUGGGUUUAUUAACCCUGAGAAACUGACAGCUCCACAAAACUGCAGAGGUGCUUGUUUAGUUUGGAGUGGACCUGAGAAGCCUGUAAGAGAAGGACACGCUUUUCUCUGGACAGACUGAUUCAACUCACAACGUUUCAGGAGCAAAAUGCCAGCAAAGGCUCCAAUAUACUUAAAAACUACGACUCCCAAGAAGGGAAAGAAGCUGAAGCUCCGUGACAUCCUCUCAAGUGACAUGAUCAGCCCACCGCUAGGCGACGUACGUCACAGUGCUCAUGUGGGUCCUGAAGGGGAGGGCGACAUGUUUGGAGAUGUGGGUUUCCUCCAGGGGAAGAUGGACAUGCUGCCAUCCCAGAGCCGGACACAAAAUGGCAGUGUACGCUCACACAGUAUGGAGACACACCUGGAUGACGGCUUCACUGCAAAACAGGACUCACACAACUACGCUUACAAUGGUUACCACUAUCAGCACUCCUCUGCCGGCCUGCUGAAGAACACCAUCUCCAUGCCUGUGUUCAUCGCCCACGAACAGGCACCCCCCAAACCUCCUCGCCUCCACCUGGACGACCCCUCCCCUCCCUUCCCGCCUCCUCAACAAAACCACCUUCAGCAUCGUCAGCAGUUGACAGAGACAAGUUACAAACAGACCAACAGCUAUGAUCACACAGAAAACCACACCGAGCAUCACCCCAAUCUGUCGCUAUGUGAGAAUGGCGUGGUGGGUCGUUUGGCAUCAGAGCCCUGCCAUGACAUCUCCCUCUCACCUGCCCUUCGCAGGCUUGUCCCCUCGUCUGGCUCCUUCUCAGAGGUUUCCUCUGAGGACUCCAUGUCAGAAACCUGUGGGCCCAUGGACGUUCGUCGAGGCCUCAGUCUGGACUCUGACGUCGGCCUUAGCAACGAGGAUCUGAGGAGUGAACGCAGUGAGUCUCCCUGUGCUGCCUUUCAUCCAGCCGCUCUCACAACAUCACCUGGUGUGUCACGGUCAGAAUCUAUGAUGGGGUUGGACCUGGAUCUGGGUCCUUCCAUCCUGGAGGACGUACUCGGAAUCAUGGACCGCUACAAGACAAUGGACAACCGCUGUGAGCUGUGAAAGGAAAGCUUUGUUAUGUGAUAUACAGAUAUUUUUUUUAUAUAUGUUUUAAUAUAUCGUUAAUAACUUUGUGUAGAGUUCUAAGAAGGACAAGAAGGUCUGAGGAGGAAUUGAAGAUGUAGGGUGGAGGAAAUGUCUUCUUCCAAAAGAGUGACAGCUGAGUUGUAAGGUAAUGAAAGACUUGGAGAGCUGAAAGGAACAUGGACAUUAUUGUUAAGUGCUGGUACGUUUCUGCCCGACAUGACAGCGACCAAGGCAACAGGCUGGUCCUCAAGAGCCUUUAUCAUGAUCUCAUAAACUGUCAAAGUGUAGGAAAACAAUGAGCUGAACUUCAGUUGCCUCUGGGAGCACAUUCCCCUUCUCUCUGGACAAAACACCAGCCUCUGUCCACAUAUGUGUUGUCCACCAUUCUGACUUAGAGAAUGAGUCGGAUGUAAAUGUCUUAACUGACCCAUGAAAUUAGGAUAGAUUACGAGUGGCGAUCAAUAUUAAAGAGCAGCAGGACUCUCUUGUCUGUGGUGAAAACUGCAGCUAAUAACAAGUGCAUUUUUAAAACUUCAAAUUUGUGUUUCUGCAACAGAACUCAUAUUACAUGUGCUCAGUCAUGUUAAGCUGUAUUACAAACAUAAAUAAAUUAUGCUGUAAGUCAUAGUAUGUCUUCAUGCAUUAUUGGCUGCUAAACAUUUCUCUCUUGCAACAAAAAAGACUUCAGUUUUACUGUAAUCCCUCAAGGCCACAUAUAAUGUGGGGAACCACUCAUUUCACUGUCUUUGUGGAUCAACUGAAGAUAUCCAAUUCAAUUUAUUUAUGAAUUACAUAAAUUCAUCAGUAAAUCAGUAGUGAAAUUAAGUAUAUAAGCUCAUAAAAAAGCAGCUCUUUCUUCUUUUUUUUAAAGGGACACAGAGAAGGUUUAUGCUUUAGUUGAACUAAUAAAUUGUUUUACGUAUAAGAAAAGUGCUGCUUUGUUGGUCAAUUUCAGAUUUUGGCUCUUUGAAAAUACACAUCACUCAUCCAUGAUGUGGCUCACUGUCAGCCUCCCAAGCAUUCACUGUCUGCAUUAUCACAGUAGCCUAUUAAUCAAAUGUCAUUUAUGCUGUAUGUAUACAUCACUGUACAUGUAUGAAUAAAAGGUUCUUAUAAAAAUG